AUGCCAACGGACAGCGAAAUCUUCGGCUUCUUCCAGAAGCGUGGAUGGCUCGCAGAAUCAUUAGUGGCCAUGUUCCGGGCACCCCGCGAGCACUGUGUCUAUGUGAAAUUCAAAACAGAGGAGCUCUUGACGGCUGCAUUGCUGGAAUGUCCAUCCAGCGAGGCGUUUUUGUAUGACAGUGGUGAAACGGUUCAAACUGCCAGUCGAGGUGGACAUAAGCACGUGGUCAGCGUGUUGGAAAAAUACGGAAAGAUUCAUCAGACAGUGCGGGAGCGGUACGGUCCAGACACGGGAUACCCAAUCCUGAACGGUGUGCGUGGGGUGCACAUGGAGAUCUCGAAAGAGAUUCCUUGCCAGCUCCACGUACAGCACUUUCAGCUGAGGGUGGUUUACGACGGAGUAACGAACAAGUGCUACUCAUGUGGCAGUACCGAGCACAUCAAGGUAAAUUGCCCAAAACGGAAAUCAGCAGGAGGUCGACCUAGUACAUACGCGGAAGCGAUACAAAUCUCGGACAAAAAUCAAUUCCCAGCCAUCCAGCAAGAUCAAACAGCCGUCAAACCCGCCUCAGCCUUAGUCCCAGCGCUUGAACAAGACCCCGGUUGUGCGAAGGUUGUCGAAGAGUUCACAAUCGAGGACGGAGGUUCAUUGGAGGAGCUGCCCUUCAGCUCAAGUCCCGAAAUUCCCGAUGCACCGGUCCCCAAAGAAAUCGAUGACUCUCUGGAUUCAACAGAUCAGGGAAGUUCCGUUGGAAAAUCGGAUUCUUCGCGAGUGGUUCCGACAUCGCCGACCGGAAACUCCCAUCAUGGACAGUUGGUGAUCCCGCGGGUCAACAGCAAGCUGAUCAGCAAGAACAACUAUUGCCUGGGGCGCAUUUUGGACUCGGGCGAGCUUCCGGAUGCGCUCAAAGCGGCCCGGUCCGCCCUCAACUGAGAUCCGUUCGGCAUCUUUGACCAGUUUUACACGUUCUACUCCACGAUCGACAAUGCGGACCAGCUGUCGGGGACGACCCUGUUCCGCGCGAAGAAGGUUUCGGAUGAGCUGGUUUAAUCGGAGCUGCCGCAGGCGGACCGAUUGCCGGCGCUGACUGCGGUCAAAAUGCUGAUGUUCUUGCUCGGCGGUCUCGUGAAAGCCAUCGAAGCUCACGUCAUGGACCGUGUUGGAGGGUUGAUGAAGAAGGGUGGGCGAAAGGACAACGAUCAGGUUGAGGUGGUGGACUGGGACAACAAGUGGAACCAGUGCAUCGUGCAGCUGUGCAAUCUGUUUCAACUGCCGUUGAAGAAGCUGUGGGAUCCGCCGGUUUGCGAAGAGUCGUUUGUUGUCGUAAUCUGCGACAUCUGCUACCGUACGCUGGAACAGUCGUACGUCAAGAACUGCGUAUUUCAAAUUCUGGGUACGGCCAUCAAGUGCUACAAUCUCACAUUGUCCUUUCCGGUGCGAAUCCUGCAGAUUCUGGAGCACUGCGAAGCGUCUAUUGCGCCGAUCGCUGGCGGCGUGAUGCUGCUGUACGAAGAGUUUAGCUUCGCUUCGAUCUACCCGGUGUUGAUCAAGAUCGGGCGGCUCGGUGUGGAAGCGGCCGACAGCCAUACGGCAAUGCACAUGAGCCAGUUUACGCUGGAUCUGGGAAUGCUCGCUCCGAAGCUUAUCAUUCCACAUUUGUCCAGGCUGAGGGACGAACUGUUGAACCUGAAAUCUGAAGUGGUGCGCAACUGUGUCCUGCAUAUCACGGGCGAAACCAUCGUGACCGAGCUGACCUCGGAGGAACUGGUCGAUGAGCUGAAGGAAACGCGUGAUGACUUCCUGCAUGAUUUGUUUAACCACACGAUGGACGUUUCGGUCCAUGUUCGCCCCAAGGAGCUUCAGAUUUGGCACCACAUCAAAGGCCAGAAUGCGGUCCAUCAGGUACUGGAACGUUCCGUCGAACGGCUCGAGGAGCAGGACGCGGCGCUCAAAAAAACCGAAGGAGACUGGGAAGAUUUAACGGUGCAAAUGUACCCGGUGCUGGCGGAAGUGCUAGCGGUUGAGUCGAGCUCACGGUCGGGUGCUGUGCUGAGGAGUAUCGAUGAGGACAUUGAAAAGAUGGUCAACGUGAUCGGAUCGAUUAUCGAAGCUCACUGAUACAAAGAGCUGAUUCAGCUGGCUCUGCGCGUGCCUAAACUGCAGGACAUGCUGAUGUCCAAGUCCCAAACGGAUAUGUACGAAGCGAUUGAUAUCUUCACCUCGGAUUACCUGUUUGGGAUCAAAGGAACCGAAAGUGGAAAGCAGCAGAAUGAGCAGUUCCAGUGCCGGGCGAAUGAACUGUACGACGCGCUGACGCGGCAGGACAUGGUGACGGCGUUUACGCGGGAUCACGUCAAGCUGGACCUGUUCAAAGACAAGUUCGUGCUGUUUAGUAGCAACCUUACCGGCAAGUACGAGAAAAUUGUGCUGAACAAAAAGAUCGUUCAGAACUGGCAACUGUUGUAUCUGUUGUAA
This is a messenger RNA of Culex quinquefasciatus (southern house mosquito), 2475 nucleotides long. RefSeq lists its product as uncharacterized. The record is from RefSeq and is a predicted model, not a curated record. Gene Ontology annotation, biological process: meiotic chromosome condensation; mitotic chromosome condensation. Lineage: Eukaryota; Metazoa; Arthropoda; Insecta; Diptera; Culicidae. Gene Ontology annotation, molecular function: zinc ion binding; nucleic acid binding; histone binding. Gene Ontology annotation, cellular component: condensed chromosome, centromeric region.